Molecule: messenger RNA, 1151 nt
Organism: Cryptotermes secundus
Lineage: Eukaryota; Metazoa; Arthropoda; Insecta; Blattodea; Kalotermitidae
Gene: Gadd45
Product: growth arrest and DNA damage-inducible protein GADD45 gamma
Exons: 4
Coding region: 200-658 (152 amino acids)
Biological process (GO): regulation of cell cycle
Cellular component (GO): cytoplasm; nucleus
Source: RefSeq, a predicted model, not a curated record
UGAUGACGCACUUUUGAGUAACGAAGGAGGAGUUCUGUGUGUGGAAGUUGUGGAUUAUAUAGUUUCGUGGUGCGUUAAAGGUUUUAUUAAAGUCAGUGCUCGAUAUUGCGCUACAGUGCAUCACUCAAAAGGCUUGCCCUAUAAAUCAAUUGGACACAAGACAAUUCCGCAGGAAUAUUUGAGCACGCAGAUUCAGAAGAUGACUCUGGAAGACGUCCCUGAAACAAACAUGAGCAGGAAAUCACUAUGCAGGGCGGUGAUGACCGUCUUGAGAAAAGCCCAAUCCGAGAAGCGCCUCACAUGUGGACUUCUGCCAGCCAUCAAAUUACUAGAAAUGGACCCCGGAAGCGCCCUUUUCUGCAUCAUGCCAGAGAGCAGCCAAGGCAAUGCAGCCCUUCAUAUACAGACUGUCUUGCUCCAGGCGUUCUGCUACGAGAAUGAUAUCCACAUCAUACAGGUGGACAGCGCAGGAAAGCUGGGAGACAUAGUAACAGGAACUCAUGAUGGCCCUCGCCUCGAUAGUAGCUGUGUCAUUGUGCAUCAGCCAUGGGCCACAGACCAGCCUGUGCUCUCAAAGUCAGAACAACAGUUGGUGAGAUUUUGUCACAAGACUCUUGAUGAAUUUCCACAGCCAGUGAUAAAGUUGCCAGGGCUGUGAAAGCUGCACCGAAACGCAUCCUGAAAACAAGGUUCUUUAUGCCAUGGGAGGCAUUUUGCCUUCUCAAAGGGUAUGCUGCCCAUAAUCAGGAAGGCGUACUUAACGUCACGUUUACCUGAUGUUUGAGGGCAAAGCCCACAUGCAUGAGAUGCGUUGCCACAUCUUAGCAUGGCCCAGUUUUGUGCUUCGGUUGGAGAUCAGCCAGUGCCGUCUGAGUCUUAUUUUUGGAAUCCAAUUCUGAGACUGACUGUGCAGUAUUUCUACAGGGUGUUGUGGUUAUUUUUCACUGGUGAUGCUUCUCAUCGAUAUUUGAGUGGUUAUGAUAUAGAAUAGGUUUAAGAGACUGGUCUUUGUGAAAACAGUAUAACUGAUGGUGAAAGAGGAUGAGGAAGGAGGAGAAAUAUGUUACGUAGUAUUGUGUAUGUUACUUUAUUAUAUAAAAUAAGUAAUGUAUUUAAAAUAUAAUUCAAUGCCUUUUAUUAUAUCAGAUAAA